Messenger RNA from Brassica napus (rape), 1896 nucleotides. Its product is annotated as histidine kinase 4. Gene Ontology annotation, molecular function: transferase activity, transferring phosphorus-containing groups. Bases 1 to 1665 code for a protein of 554 amino acids. The record is from RefSeq and is a predicted model, not a curated record. Lineage: Eukaryota; Viridiplantae; Streptophyta; Magnoliopsida; Brassicales; Brassicaceae. Gene Ontology annotation, biological process: phosphorylation; phosphorelay signal transduction system. The transcript has 6 exons.
AUGCGACAUGCGACUGAUCGCAGGUCGCAGGUUGUUGUUCGUUUUGCUGUCGCACAUAUCCGUUCGAUACUGGAUGAUGUUCUUUCUCUCUUCUCUGAGGAGUCAAGGAACAAAGGCAUUGAGCUUGCGGUUUUCGUUUCAGACAAGGUACCUGAGAUAGUCAAAGGAGAUUCAGGGAGAUUCAGACAGAUCAUCAUAAACCUCGUUGGAAACUCUGUUAAAUUCACAGAGAAAGGACAUAUCUUUGUCAAAGUCCAUCUCGCGGAACAAUCAAAAGACGGAGCUGAAUCCAAACCCGCAUUGAACGGAGGAGUAGCCUCUGAAGACAUAACCGCCGCUUCCAACCCGUCGAGUUACAACACACUGAGCGGUUACGAAGCUGCUGACGGUCGAAACAGCUGGGACUCAUUCAAACACUUAGUCUCGUCGGAGGAGCUGUUGACAUCAUCAGAGUUCGACGCUUCCAGUAACGUCAGGCUUAUGGUUUCUAUCGAAGACACAGGCAUUGGAAUCCCUUUAACCGCGCAAGGACGUGUCUUCAUGCCGUUUAUGCAAGCGGAUAGCUCCACUUCGAGAACUUACGGAGGUACUGGGAUUGGUUUGAGUAUAAGCAAGUGUCUCGUCGAGCUUAUGCGCGGUCAGAUAAGUUUCGUGAGCAGGCCUCGCGUUGGAAGCACGUUCUGGUUCACCGCUGUGUUUGAGAGGUGUGAUAAAUGUAGUCUGAAGAAGCCUACGGUUGAGAAUUUGCCUUCUAGUUUUAGAGGGAUGAGAGCUAUUGUUGUUGAUGCUAAGCCUGUUCGAGCUGCGGUGACUAGGUACCAUAUGAAAAGACUUGGGAUCAGUGUUGAUGUCAUGACAAGUCUCAGAACCGCUGUUUCUACUGCGUCUGGAAGAAACGGUUCUCCUCUUCCUUCAGGAACAACGAAACUGGAUAUGAUCUUGGUGGAGAAAGAUUCAUGGAUAUCAACCGAAGAUAUAGACGCGGAGAUACGUCAGAUGAACUCAAGAACCAACGGAAACGUGCAUCGCAAGACACCGAAACUCGCUCUGUUCGCAACGAACAUUACGAAUUCAGAAUUCGACAGAGCUAAAUCAGCAGGGUUUGCGGAUACGGUGAUAAUGAAGCCGUUGAGAGCAAGCAUGAUCGGCGCGUGUUUACAGCAAGUUCUCGAGCUGAGAAAGGCGAGACAGCAGCAUCCUGAGGGAUCAUCACCAGCAACGCUCAAGAGUUUGCUUACAGGGAAGAAGAUUCUGGUGGUUGAUGAUAAUAUGGUGAACAGAAGAGUAGCUGCAGGAGCUCUGAAGAAGUUUGGAGCAGAGGUGGUGUGUGCAGAGAGUGGUCAAGUUGCUUUGGGUUUGCUUCAGAUUCCACACAGUUUCGAUGCUUGCUUCAUGGAUAUUCAAAUGCCUCAGAUGGACGGGUUUGAAGCGACUCGUCAGAUAAGGAUGAUGGAGAAGGAAGCUAAAGAGAAGACGAAGCUGGAAUGGCAUUUACCGAUUCUAGCCAUGACAGCUGAUGUGAUCCACGCGACAUACGAGGAGUGUCUGAAAAGUGGAAUGGAUGGUUAUGUCUCUAAACCAUUUGAAGAAGAGAAUCUCUACAAGUCUGUUGCCAAAUCAUUCAAAGCUAACCCAAUCUCUGAUUCGUCAUGUAGCCAAAGUUGAAGAAGAAGAAGAAGAAACAUCGUGUCAGAAAAAGAAACAUGCAACAUGGUUGGUUCGUGUGUACAUAUAGGGCUCGGAGAUUUUGAGACUUUGCUUUUGACCAGUAAUAGUAAUGUUUGUGAAACGACGGUUCAGGUGUUGAUAUUAAUCCUUACCGGAGUUCGAUUUGUACCCAAUCCUUCUGUUUUUUAUUUUAUUUUAAGACAUACUAAUAAAUAUCGAUUCAUUCGA